AUGGCAGAAGCCCUGAACAAUAGCCAUUCUUCUGGCAAGGGUUUAAUAAGACGGCUCUCCAAUCGCGCAAGUAAAUUUGCCAGGACUCGACGUCAGUCGGCGGCGGCGCCUAUGAGACGGGAAGGAAGCAUAGGUCCUGGAAUUCUCCGGCGUAGGAGUGACAGCACCAACACGGCCCCUGCGGCGGAGUCUGUUUUGUUGACGGAUUCCGACGACGAGUUCCACGACGAGAUGAACGAGCCUAGCUCGAUCUAUGGCGCGGAGAGUAUGGUACGGGAUUUUUCUUCGGGAAGCGGUGCUCCGUCGCUAGCAGGUUCUGCAUCAUUUAUAGAUGCUCCUACCGGGCCCGUCGUACCCAUGGCGUUAGUGAAAGGGACUGUUCUUGAGAAGAUAUCCAGGAAGAAAAGGUCGAAGCGGCUCUUCAUUCUCGAGGCCGCCGCCGGUAAGGUAAUCUGGGAGAAAGGCCGUACCACCAAGUGUAUCUAUAUCGAUGACAUCAAGGAGGUCAGGAUAGGUUCCGACAUCCGGCAGUAUCGGAUUGACUAUGGCAUCUCAGAAUCCGACGAGGGUCGCUUCUUUACUAUCUUCUACGCAGUUCCUGACAAGUCUAGGAGCAAGACAAUGCACUUGAUCGCCCCAGAUGAGGAGACGUUCGCGCAUUGGGUUAAUGCUCUGGAUCUAAUAUCGAAGCACCGAGAGGUACAUAUGGCCUCGCUGAUGGCAUUCAAUGACAGUGCCAUCCGUGGAUAUUGGAAUGAACACUCGCCAGCUCUGGAGGAGAUGGACUUCCCGGGUGUUGAACGCGUUUGCAGAAAUCUCCACAUCCACAUGGCCCAGAGGGAUCUCCGUGCCAAGUUCGCCAUUGCUGACACCACCAGGUCUGGGCGACUAAAUUUUUCCGAGUUCCAGGUAUUCGUCCGCGAGAUGAAACGAAGAGAAGAUAUUCGACUGCUGUAUCUCAAGCUGGCUUCAGAUGCAGAGCGGGGAAUCACAUUCGUAGAGUUCUUGCGGUUCUUACGGGACGAACAAUGCGAAGACGUCGAUAGCAAUCCUAGCUUCUGGGAGAAUAAGUUCCUCCGUUGGGCUCGCCGAGCUGGCGGAUCUAGGGCGGAGACUGCGUCGUUUCGGCGCCUCGACAAGGACUCGGCCACAAUGAACGAGCAAGCUUUUGCGGCCUAUCUAACAUCAAAAGACAACUUCCCACUUGUGCGCCCGCCGUCCGAGUACUCGCUCGAUCGACCCUUCAAUGAGUAUUUCAUCUCUAGUUCUCAUAACACCUAUCUAGUUGGCCGUCAGAUUGCAGAUGUCGCCUCCGUCGAAGGUUAUAUUUCGACUCUUGUCCGUGGUUGCCGUAGCGUCGAGAUCGAUUGCUGGGAUGGAUCUGAUGGCCAGCCUAUAGUCAAGCACGGAUAUGCCAUGACAAACGCCAUUUCGUUCCGCGAGGUGAUCAACACCGUCAAUAAGUACGCAUUUGCCGCAAGCCACUUCCCACUAUGGGUGUCGCUCGAAGUUCAUUGCAAUGGACCACAGCAAGAGGUCAUGGCCGACAUUAUGAAAGAGAUAUUUGGUCCUCGCCUUGUGACUGAACCCUUGGACCCAUCCUCGAAUCAGCUCCCGUCGCCCACGGAACUAAAAGAAAGGAUACUGAUUAAGGUAAAGGGGACGCAUCGAAGCGCCACGCGUAACGGCGGUGAGACUACAGGUCGUCGACGCGGCAACAGCCUAACAUCUCCUUUCUCGAAGCCGGUAUCCUCUGACAACGCAUCUAUUCCAACUCAAUUUUUAUCAAGUCCGCUCCUCGCUCCUACCGGUCAACCCCGACGUGGUGUGCCAGCAAAGCGUGUAGAUACCAUCAAUGAGGGUGAGGUUCACGACACGGUUAGUAGCAGCACAAGCGAAUGCGACAGCGAAGAAGAGAAGCGCGGCAAAAAGAAAACGAGCAAGAUUGUCAAGAGUUUAGGCGAGCUCGGUGUCUACUGCAGUGGCAUCAAGUUCCAUGGCUUUGAAUCGGCAGAAUGCAAGAAGAGCAACCAUAUCUUGUCCUUUAUGGAAGGCACAUUUAGGAGGCACUCCAAGGCUUCGGAUUCCAAGUUGGCCUUGGCCCGCCACAAUAUGCGCUAUAUGAUGCGUGUAUAUCCCCAAUACUCCCGUCUAUCUUCUGACAACUUUAAUCCUCUGAUGUACUGGCGGAGGGGCGUGCAGAUGGCUGCACUCAACUGGCAGACCUUUGACCUUGGCAUGCAGUUGAAUCAAGCCAUGUUUGACGGCGGCACUGAUCAGUCCGGAUAUGUCCUGAAGCCUGCGUCGAUGCGCGAGAUACGCAUACUCCCCGACGGCCUCCCUCUGGAAGCCAUUGGAAAAUUGGAACGCCAAAACAUGUCCUUUGACAUCAAUAUAAUCUCGGCGCAGCAACUCAUUCGUCCUUCCAGCCUGGGCUCUAGCCGCACUCUUGAUCCGUACGUCGAGAUCGAGAUCUUUCACACCAACGAUAAGAGGGACAAGCAUGACAGCAUGGCGGGCAUACCCAUACAUACAGACACUCCACUCAAGUCAACUACGUCCAUUGUUAAAGAAAAUGGGUUCAAUCCCGUUUUUAAUCACAAGGCUCAUUUCAACGUCACGACUAAGCACCCCGAAUUGCUCUUUGUCAGAUUUAGCGUCAGGCUUUCCACUGACGGCGAGUAUUCGACUGGUCGCAGUGCCCUUAUCGCAACUUACACAGCAAAACUUGCUAGCCUCAAACAGGGUUAUCGAACCUUGCCGCUACUAGAUUCUAACGGGGACCAAUACCUCUUCUCGACCCUGUUCUGCCAUAUCAAAGUUGACCCUACGACCAGUGUAUACGUGUCAAAAGUAUCCGAGAGCAACGGUGGAGAGGCCGCUGUCGGCAAGUUAAAGCAUAUUGGUCGGAAUGUGUUUAACAGAUCGACUGCUAACAGCACGAAAUCGAGCUUUGAAAAGAGCGUCGACGGUGAUACAUAA
Daldinia vernicosa is the source of this 2982-nucleotide messenger RNA. Its product is annotated as PLC-like phosphodiesterase. Gene Ontology annotation, molecular function: calcium ion binding; phosphatidylinositol-4,5-bisphosphate phospholipase C activity. The record is from RefSeq and is a predicted model, not a curated record. The transcript has 2 exons. Bases 1 to 2982 code for a protein of 993 amino acids. Gene Ontology annotation, biological process: lipid metabolic process; phosphatidylinositol-mediated signaling. Lineage: Eukaryota; Fungi; Ascomycota; Sordariomycetes; Xylariales; Hypoxylaceae.